Poecile atricapillus (Black-capped chickadee) is the source of this 1975-nucleotide messenger RNA. RefSeq names its product centromere protein Q (gene CENPQ). Bases 107 to 1036 code for a protein of 309 amino acids. The record is from RefSeq and is a predicted model, not a curated record. The transcript is spliced from 9 exons. NCBI's taxonomy places the organism in Eukaryota, Metazoa, Chordata, Aves, Passeriformes, Paridae.
ACCGGGGGAGUGGGCAUUUGGGGAUGUGAAGGAGUCUGGGUGGGAAGGACUACAACUCCCAGCAUGCGCUGCGAUUGGGUUAAGUACUUAGGCGGUGAGAUGAGCGAUGCAUGCCGGGAGUUGUAGUGUUGUAGUCCAUGCCGUAUUUGCGGUUCGCUGUGAAAGCUGUCCCGCAACAUCGAUAAUGAAGCCCCGCCACACAUCUUCCAAUAAAAUGGGGAAACCAACUAGUGGGAGAUCAGCAAAAAAUACUUUUAAAUCGCAAAAUCAACAAGGGCCUUCCAGCAAAAAAAAGGGAGCAGAUGAACAAGGAAGAAAACAAGGUCAAAAAAGACAGCAGGUCCCUCAGAAAGUCAAAAGGGAAGUUAAGGAAUUCAAGGACUAUUCCCCUGCAGGAGAAAAUGGUUCUUCAAAAAAGGUGAAGCUGUCCAGUGCUACAUUAAGAUCUUGGCAGCCUCUCUCAGAGAACAGUAGGCUGUUCCUGGAAAAUAUAGUGGAUUCAGUAGUACUAUCUGUUUUGUCCCAGCAGAGGAAGAAAAACGAUGAUGUUCAGAAGCACCUCAAUGUACUGAAAAAAAGGGUGCUGAGAAGUUUCAAGUCUUUAAAGGUGCCUCCAGGGGAGCUGGGCAACCUGAAGAGUAUCCUGAGCCUUCAAAUGGCAGAGAAGCAAAUGCUUGAGACAAAUGAGGAGUCUCUGGUACAACUGCAGGAAGAAAUAACUGAAGCAGAACGAUCAGCAGAGCGCACUGAGGAAAAUAUACAGCAGCUGAAGUAUAAAAUCCAGGUGCUCAAGAACCAGCUGGAGGAAGAUGAAAAAAAUGCCAGGAAGAUAUUCCAGGAAAAUGACAGUGGAGCACUCCACCUCCCAGAACUCCCCAAGCACAGUUUGCAGGCACCCAUUUUGCAGGAGGAAAUUUUGAAGGUAAAGAAUCAGAAGGGCCUUUUAAAUGAUAUGAAUGCUAUUCAGCAGUCAGCUGACUUGAAGAACUUGUUAACCCUCAUUGAGAAGACCUAUGAGAAGGUGGAUUUGCUUUGAGAAGCCAAAUGUGUGGAGUGUCCAUGCUGAGUUUCUGAGAAUCUGCUUUCUUCCUGAUGGCCUUCCUCUUGUGACUGCUGAAUUUCUGUUAAAACAUUUUCUGUUAACAUUGGUAUAUAAAUCUGUGGACACAUUUUGGGACUCAAGUGAUUUCAGUCAUCUGUCAAGUUUUAUUGGGGUUUUUUUGACCUGUGCUGACUUCUAAUGGUGACAUGUCUAUCCUGUCUUAGGACAAGGGAAACAAAUGUAUCCUGGGUUAUGUGGGUGUUUUCACAGAAUAAGGGAGCUAUUCCAUUGUAUUUGCACUUCUAUAUUUGUAAAUCACUUAAGGCAUUGUUUUUAACCAAAGUAGUUUUUAUCUGGGAGUUUAAACCCAAAACAGGUAGCAAAAAUAAGCUUGUCUAAUACUCAGUUGUAAACUCCCUGUUCAACUUUCUUACUAUUUUUAAAAUAAACUCUCAGUUGAAGGAAAUGGAAUAAUUUUUUAUCAAAUGUACAAAAUUGUUUUUACAUUUUCAUUACUUAAUAUAAAAAUCAACAUCAAACAACAUAAAGUACUUUCUCAGGUUAAAUUACCUGCUGGAAGAUAGCAGUGCUCUUUACACUGACUUGCUUCAUAAACUCUUGUUCUUCUUGUUUACAAGCUGCUGCUAUUCUUUGAGACAAAAGCUAAUUAUCUUCUAUGAGGGCUUGAAAGCUUCUCUGGAGUUAGAAUCAUGGAAUAUCUCAAGUUGGAACAAACAAACCUGUAAGGAUCUCAGAGUCAGCUCAGGAUUACCUAAACCAUGUAGGAUCAGGAAAACCAGACUAAGUACUUGCUUUAUACUGAAUCACAGGAUAAGGAAUAUAGUUAUUUAGAAAUACUUCUCAUAUUUAUGAUUACUUGGCAAGGGGAGCAUUUACUGAUAUAACCAUUUCCCCCAAAUCAUUUAAUCCAGA